ACAUUUUGACAUCAACUGAAAAUUAUUCUCUCAAAAAAUGUAACUUUCUCUGCUCUGUUUCAUGCAGAAGCGUCGUCAAAUUGUAUUCGGGAAGGUUGAGAUUUACCGAGUAAAAGUGUGAUCUUGCAAAAUUCGAAGUGCUUCGCAAUGCUGUUGCUAAUUAUUACCGUCAGCUCGUUUUUAAAUUUCUUGAUGUACUAUACGUUCACAAGAUACCUGUAACACUUGUUCUCCAUUCAAAUUCAAAUUGCAGAAUAAGCAGUACUCUGCAUUUAAAUUCCAAUCGACAACUGUUUUCCAAACUAAUUCCAAAUUAAUUCCAAACGACACUGUGAUGCUAUUCUCGAAUGGGAAAUCGACUACGUCACAAUUAUGAUAGCAUCACAGUGUCGUGUAGCCAUCUUCUUGACCUCUUUAGUUAUUUCCCUGUUUCAUUCCGAAAAUAUAAUUCAAGAUAAUGAUCGCAAAAGCGACUUAAAUAUUCAUAAUAAUUGUCCACAUCAUUAUGAUGCUCGUGCAAGGUGUCCGCCUCCGUAUCGAGACGCAACGAAGCAAAACGGAUGCGGGAUGGCGGUGGGUCGCCCACUCGCCGUCGGCCGUCUGGAAGAAGAUGUGCGCUCGCCGUUCUUCCUGAUCGGCAAGAGGGAGUGAAUUAUCGAAUCAAGAUGUACGUGUGGAGAGAGGGAGAGAAGGUUCAAAACACACACCGGUAAAGGUGUUCGUCCGAUACGAGCCAGGUGGGGAUGAAGGCCGCUGGCUUCGCUCGUGCAAACACCUCGACGGCGCAUACCUAGACCCACAUAACGAGAUACAGCACGCCACAACGCGGUAACAACGACUUCACUGCCGGGAAAUGCACGUGCGGUCGUAAACCGGUAGUCGCGAUGACGACGUCGUAGCUUCCUCGCGCGAAUCGAGACAGGCUUCUCGGUAGAGAAGCAAAAUGCAAACGUUGCUUCCUGAUGCGAACUUGAAUGAGAUAAAAAAAGUAUCUUUCUGACACCCACGAUAUAGUGUUUUAAAAACGUUGUAAAAAAAGUGUUUAGGGAAAUAUAUUUUAGAGAAAUAUAUUUGAAUAGGUACCAUCUAGACCCAGGUAGCCGCUCAGAGAUGUGGUCACGCACGCGGCUCUUUCUCCUGGCGUUGAUACUCGCGUUGCUGAUCGGCGCUCGCGUUACCAGAUCACAACGUCCACAACUCGGUGGCGCCGUGAACGUUUUUAGUCGUUACGGAUACUUGAGCAUCAGUAUGAGAGUGGUACCGCGCAAUGAUUCAGAGACCUGGAUAUUCCGCGAGCCGAUUCUCGACAUCUUCAAGAAUCCCGCACCAUUGCCGCCCAAACUACGCCAAACAGGCAAAGGUGGCACCGCCGUCUUCGACGGCGAUUUUCACAUGGAGUUUUGCGACAAUAUCAGACAACUCCUGCAGGCCUAUUUCCGUGACUUCACUUUCGAGAGGCUGGAGAGGCCAUGGCGUGCCUUUACUGGAAGUUGGUCAAAAACAGCCAUAGCCAGGCACCUCGGCAUAAAUUCGUCCUUCAUCACGGGCGACCACUGUUACGUCCUCGUACGUGUCGCUAGAUUCCGCGAUACUCAACGACUCGCCGGCACCGCCGAGACUCUCGCUCUCAACGAUUCCGUGUUGCAGCAGACCGAAAACGUCACGGUCGGCGAUACCGCGAGCGUGGUGCGAUUCAUUCGGAACUACGGUUCGCACUAUAUUGCUUCCUACAUCACUGGGAAUUCGCUCUAUCAAGUGUUCGUGUACACUCCUCAGGUGUAUUCGCGAAUAAAGGAACGGCUGAAAACACGGGGAGUCGGGGAGCUGUCGGCCGUCGAGUUGAGUAAUUAUUUUUCGCCGUGGUACGCGGAGCAUAUAGGCUCCAUACAAUCAGCCAGCGGUAAUCGUAGCGUGGAGGCGUGGGCCGUGCAACGUCUUCGGGUGCAAUAUUAUGUCUUCACUUACGCCAGUUUAUUGAAGUUGCACGGCGACACGGCGUUGCUCAAGCAAUUGGACGGACUGUUGAGCGACGAAGCGUUACUGCAAUUACAAUUGCGGACAUUAGCGCCCGCUUUCAAGGAUCCAAAAAGACGUCAGUGGUUUCUAGAAGUGAUUGACAACUACUUCAAGCUCUGGGAAGUGAAUAUGUGAUGACGUAAUACGUGUUGAUUGUGGACGAACUGGAAGCAUUUGGGAUACCGUCGCUUGCGUUUGACGUCGUCGAAUAAUAAAUAAAUAUAUCGGUGUGAAAAUAUAAAUGACACUGAUAAUUUUUACGUGGUGUGGAUCCAUGGUGUCCUUGGGAAUAACGAUCCAGCACCCGUCGCAACGACGUUCGUCAAUGCUAAAGGUUCCUCGGACGGAUAUAUCCUUCUGCCACAUAUACAAUAAUCCAUAAAUACUGUUAUUGUUAUAAAUAAGUAUUUAUUAUUGUAAUCAUUAGUAGAAAACAUCUUUAUACAAAAUAUUUUUAAUAUAUCACAAGCAUUAUUCAUACAAUCUGACUGAAGAACAUGGUGUUGCAAUGUACCAUAAGUUCUUUACUUCGAUCUAUUGUCGUACAAAAGAGAUAGCAUAUUUUAGAUAGACAUGAAAAAGAUGUGUGCAUUUGUUUGUUCAACUCGAUAUGCAGUUUUAUACAUGCAGAUUGGGUUAAUGGAUUAUUACUUUGCUGCUUUAAAUGCAAAAGUUACAUGUAGGUAAUGUAUUUUAUAAGUUCUGUUGUUUUUUGUAACUAGAGAAUUAUUUUCUCUAAUACAUUUCUUCAUAUAAGUUGUUAAAGACUAUGUAUUCGCAGAUGAUUGAUACUGUGGACCAAUAUUGUAUGAAAUUUUAUAUUACACAACGAAUUGAUUUAUUGGCAUUGCAAAACAGACGAUUGGAUACAUACAUCUUUCUUUCUCGU
Pogonomyrmex barbatus (red harvester ant) is the source of this 2905-nucleotide messenger RNA. It is a transcript of the gene tsl, whose product is annotated as membrane-attack complex domain containing protein torso-like. The record is from RefSeq and is a predicted model, not a curated record. NCBI's taxonomy places the organism in Eukaryota, Metazoa, Arthropoda, Insecta, Hymenoptera, Formicidae.